This is a messenger RNA of Magallana angulata, 435 nucleotides long. RefSeq lists its product as uncharacterized. Lineage: Eukaryota; Metazoa; Mollusca; Bivalvia; Ostreida; Ostreidae. The record is from RefSeq and is a predicted model, not a curated record.
AUGCGUGAUGAUAAAAGAAGACGCGAAAAAGGGAAAAAAGAACUCCAGAGACGCCAGAGUAAACAUGCAAAGCGCAUUAGAGAUAAAUUAAAGAGUAGAUACACUCAGGAAAAAUAAUGUCUGAAAAAUAAUGUCAUCUACAAGAAAAAGAACCGAAAUAAGAUAAGAAAAUGCCUAACCAAGGAGGCCACAAUACCAGAAGUGACAGACGAAGAUGAACCAACACAGCGUUUUGCGAUUUCCUAUGUGUGGGAAUCAAGUAUUCUGCGGGCAAUCAAGUGUGAUCUGGACAGAAGAUACGGCGAUUCUAUCAGGAUUCAACAAAGGAAGCAGAAGGCUAAAGUGACCAGGUGUGCCACUGAGAUGACCAUGACCCCAGCUCCAAGGGACAUUCCCGACUGGGCAAUCUCUACAACCUAUCACCUUGAUGGCUGA